Mangifera indica (mango) is the source of this 878-nucleotide messenger RNA. RefSeq names its product peptidyl-prolyl cis-trans isomerase CYP22. Bases 120 to 689 code for a protein of 189 amino acids. Gene Ontology annotation, molecular function: peptidyl-prolyl cis-trans isomerase activity. Gene Ontology annotation, biological process: protein folding; protein peptidyl-prolyl isomerization. Lineage: Eukaryota; Viridiplantae; Streptophyta; Magnoliopsida; Sapindales; Anacardiaceae. Gene Ontology annotation, cellular component: intracellular membrane-bounded organelle. The record is from RefSeq and is a predicted model, not a curated record. The transcript has 7 exons.
GCGAAUUCCAAAUAUUAAAUCUAACCAAUCAAUGGCAAGCACGUGUUUUCCUAAAUAGUAAAACCCAUACCCUAUUUGCAGAAAGAAAGAGAGAAUCGGUGCGGAAGUGAAAGCUACCGAUGGCGUCUGGCGGCAAUGGCGGAGGAGUGGAGUGGCACGUGCGGCCUCCAAACCCUAAGAAUCCAAUCGUCUUCUUUGACAUUACUAUCGGUACAAUUCCUGCCGGUCGUAUCAAAAUGGAACUCUUCGCCGACAUUGCCCCUAAAACCGCCGAAAAUUUCAGGCAAUUGUGCACCGGUGAGUACAGAAAAGCUGGAUUGCCUGUUGGUUACAAGGGGUGCCAGUUCCAUAGAGUGAUCAAGGAUUUUAUGAUUCAAGCUGGUGAUUUUGUGAAGGGCGAUGGCAGUGGAUGUACUUCUAUCUAUGGACAUAAAUUCGAGGAUGAGAAUUUUAUUGCCAAACACACUGGUCCUGGUCUAUUAUCAAUGGCAAAUAGUGGAGCAAAUACCAAUGGAUGCCAGUUCUUUAUCACUUGUGCAAAAUGUGAUUGGCUUGACAAUAAGCAUGUUGUAUUUGGGAGAGUGCUUGGAGACGGUCUUUUGGUUGUCAGGAAGAUUGAGAAUGUGGCUACUGGACCCAACAACCGGCCAAAACUGGCUUGCAGUAUUGCAGAAUGUGGAGAAAUGUAAAAGGUGAAAUGAAGAAAAUACCACUGAGGUUCAACCAAAAAAAAUUAUAUAUAUUCUGUAACAAAAAAAAUAUAUAUUUUUUUUUAUUUCAGAAAAGCUUAUGCAUUAUGAAAAAGUGUUUUAUUGUUUAAUUUUAUUUUGUAAAUUGCCUGAGGAUUUGACAUCUAAUGCAUAUUUUUAUUGCAUAGA